This is a messenger RNA of Amphiprion ocellaris (clown anemonefish), 4556 nucleotides long. RefSeq names its product protein TBATA-like. The record is from RefSeq and is a predicted model, not a curated record. The transcript has 7 exons. The coding region runs from base 3813 to 4556 and encodes 247 amino acids. NCBI's taxonomy places the organism in Eukaryota, Metazoa, Chordata, Actinopteri, Pomacentridae.
AACUCAACUCAACUCAACUCAACUCAACUCAACUCAACUCAACUCAACUCAACUCAACUCAACUCAACUCAACUCAACUCAACUCAACUCAACUCAACUCAACUCAACUCAACUCAACUCAACUCAACUCAACUCAGACCGACAAAUUCUUCAAUGGAAACUCUAUGGUAAACUAAGAAUCACUAGACAAGGAGUGCCUGUAUAGCUCAGCGUAUUGAGCAACUGACCCAUGUAUGGAGCUGGUUGCAGCUGGCCCGGGUUUGAUUCCCGCUUGCGGCCCUCUGCUGCAUGUCUUCCCCUGACUCUUCUCCCGUUUCCUGUCUCUCUCACUGCAGCUGUCUGAUAAAAGGCCAACAGAAACAUUUUUAAAAAGAAUCACUACACAAACCAUCAAUAUCACUGCCUUUCAUAUUAAAACUUGCCACAGUCUAACAAUAUUAAAAAUCAUUUGCUCACUACAAACACUCAACUGAUUUUAUUAUUGCCUAGAAACAAGUAACCUGAAGUGCAACUACUACCAGUGUUUAAUUUACUAAGAAAGUCUCUUCCCAUCACACUCAAAAGUGUUCCUGCAAGAAUCACAAACUAUGUUCCACAUCUGAUCCUACUUUUCUAAUGUAAGCUUGUUCAAAAAAUGAUUUAAUUAUGGGGUGCCUGAAACUCCUACAGUGAUUAAUUUAGAACUAGGAAUACUAACAUUAUCAGUGAAACAUACAGCAGAAAAUAUAGCUCCUUUAUCAAUUAAUAUCUUCAAUUUAAUUACAUAAUAAUGCACAGCAUUUCACAAGAUAGUGUAGAAAAAUAUUGAUAUUCACAACUUGUAAUAUACUUUACUAAUUUCACAAAUUGAUCUUGUUCCAUUUAUCCUGCUAUCAAUUUACUCUAUAAAUGUUAAAAACAAAUUAAAUAUUUGUAUAAUACCCUUAAACUACAGACAUUAAAAGUCUAACACUAUUUUAUUUACUAGAGACGCAUUAAUUUACUUAAUAUAGUUAACUUUUAAGAUUACAAUUAAUUUAAAUCCACCACAAAUGAAAUUUUAGUUUCUCACUAUUGAGCACACCAAUACCAAACCAUUACAUGCUGAAGUUAUAUCACAGAAAUAAUCCAUUUUAUUUUAAAAAAAUAAUUUUGAAAUGAUCCCUUUCCUUUUUACUACUGAUCAUAUUACAUUUUCAAUACAAGAAUAUUAAACUCUACUGCUUACACAAUUAAAAACAUUCCAUUCUACUGACUCGCUCCUUACUACUCUGCAAUCUUUGGCACAGUGUCUCAUUCUCCUAUACUUCCAGCAUUGUCUGCAUUUCCACUCUGUUCAGGGAACACCCUUCUGAGAAAAACAACACUGAGGCUGAUCUAUGAAUUGAAACAUAUAUUUAACCUUUGCACAUCAUUCAAUGGAAAACCACGAUCCUUGUACAUUUCCAUCAACACAUGCAUUGACUCUAUCCACAUACUACUAUGCCAUGACUGAUUUGACACUCUAUACCUCUAAAAAAUCUCAGGACAUACACUCCCUACAACUAACCCAAACACCACUGCAUUGUUGUCAUUAAUAUCACAACCCGUUCCUAACUUCCACAUUUCCUCAAACCAUUCAUUACAUAUUCACAGAGGCUCAUCAUCAUCAUCCUACACACAAACAUCAACCCUGUAAACUUUAACAAUAGAGCAUGCAUGUUUAAAUACUGCCUUUUUAACCUGCUCUGUUAACCAUGUCUGCACAUCGAGGUUGUCAGGUCACUGGACAUUCUCAGUGGGAAGUAGAUCAAAAGAUUCCUCAACCACAGACCACUCUGUUCCAAAACACACAGUGCAACAAUAACUUCAUUCUUCAUUCUGGAACCACAACAUUACACAAUAUAGCUGUAACCCACAACCAAUCAAGAUAUUUCAUCAGACUAGUGAAAGGAUCUCAUACACUAAACACUAUAUCUCUGGCCUCCACCGAGCUCCAAGCCUGACACACAGCUGUGUUAACAAUCAUGCAGUUAGGGAAAGCUGCAUUAGUUUUACAAAGCUCUGACUCCUCCAUCUGAUCACUUUAAAGACAAACACAUGAAGAACAUGCAGACUGUUAAACCUUUUUCAUCAACUCAUCAUUACUCUGUCCUUUUUCUACAUCACCAUUUCCUGAAACUGAGCCUGAUCCUGAGUCAGAUUCUGUGUUAAAUCCAGAUUCAACUUCUUUAUUCUUUAUCUUACUCCAUUCUUCCUGAAAAAGAACAAUGAUCUUAAGUUUCUCAUCUGUGUUCUUAGCUCUGACUAAUGACUGGAUUCCUGCUACACUGACCACCAUAAAUGCAUGAAAUUUAACUUUACCUGUGAAUGCAUCACACUUAGAUUCAGAUUGUUCUUUAUGAAAAUUAUUAAUUGAUUUCACAUUUGAACAACGACUCUCACCUGAUUUGGACUGAUGACAACCCAUGGUUAAUUUCUUUCACUCAACAAUACACAUUCAUAGAUAAGUGUAAUAUGACUGUGCAAUAAUAUAGAGAGAUAUGGGCAACAGCAACAAAGAGAUAUUUGCAAUAGAAUCAUAUGUUAAUUAAUUAGUGGUUGGUAGCUGCCUCAACAUCUCAACUUCUGUCUGUUAUGUCCACUGUUAUCAUUUUAUAUAUGUAUGUGUAUAUAUGUGUGUGUAUAUAUGUGUGUGUGUGUGUAUAUAUAUAUUUAUAUUUUUUUUUUUUUUGUUCAGUUAUGGUCUUAUGAUGUUCCCUAAUUUUGAUCUGCCAGUGACACUUUACACAGAAAUUAGCUGUAUGACUACAACCUAUUGUAUUUACAUGAAAAUGUACAUUAAUACAAAUUGUACCAUUUCAAAAACAAAUGAAUAAAUGGAAUGAAAUGCACACACACAGAAACAAAACCACAAUGAAGACAAACAGCAGGCACAUAGCCAUCACUCUCAACUGCAUCUAAACUCUUAUGUGUGUCAAUUUUCAAUUAUGAUCAGGGAAAAUUUCAGUUUGAUCUCUAAACAGCUUGUUUCAGUGUAUGUCACUUUAAAUAUAACUGCUGUCCACACCCACUUCAGGAAGAAAACUCUCUCUGCAUCUAUGAUCAACCACGCAGAGCAAAACAGUUGACCAACCAGCACACUGCUGAGCCAUGAAUCAGUGCAAGAUCAGGGCUUUCAGUCACUCCUAACUUUCUCUCUGAACAAUUAUUUUACCUUGAAAUAAUUGCUGAAUUCAUUUUCCAUCUGUUCAUGUUAACUCAUCACUGCACUGGGGUUGUUAGAUAACAUUGCAGUCAUAAAAUCAGUGUUUUAACAAAACAGAACAGCAGUUUGAAAACUUGCCAGUGAACUUUUUCACACUUUUCCACAGUCUGACAACAGAAAAACUGAAUAAUAGCUAAAUAAAAACAGAUUUAUCAGGAACUGGACUGCAUUAAAAUGCAUAUAUGCAUGAGCAGAGGAGAAGCUAACAUCUGCAGAUAGUUUUUAGGGUUAAAAAUUUCAAUUAAAACACAUUUUUCUGGUAAGACAUUGUUUUUUUUCUCUUGUUCCUCCACAUAGAACUACAGCCAGAUAAAACUACAUGUGUGGUCGGGUGCAGUGUCUCUUCUCUCUGCAUUAAUUUCAUUUUUCAGCUGUUCAUACAAUACAUAAUUAUAGAAUAUUAUACAAUAGGUAAAUCGCACUUGCUUUGCACAUCCACUCUAAACUCCUGACUGAGUGUGCCAGUACACAGAUGCCAUUGUUUAGUUGAGGUUUCUUAGCAACCAAAGCAACACAAACAUUGACUACCAGAAGUUUGGAGCUGCACCCUAUUUUCAGAGACAAAACUACCAUUCAUCACUCAGAUAUGUUUACAGCACCAGACUCCCAGGGAACGACAGGAGAAAGGAGCCACAAUCAAAUAAAUCAAGACCCAUUCAACACUGAAUUUACCAAGACACUGACAAAAAGCAGCCCACGCUUUGGGGCCUUGAGUCACCACUCAUUCUUCUCCCAGCACAACCCUCAUCCACACCGGGUGACACAUAUUCAAGGACUCAAUGGCAGGCCAAUUUGCAUGGUACGAGAUGACUGGUGUGUCACCUCAUCAUUAUUUCCUCAUCCACAUCUCAAGAGCCACGUCCUCAGGAAAUCACCCGGGCCCGCUUUGACCUUCCCACUCACUCAAAACCUCCAUGCAGUCAGCGGAAACAAUAACAAAUCAGCACUGUUUUCAGAAGCCUGGAGGGAUGAACUUAAAGAACUUGUUGCAAAAGUCAAUCUGUCUUUUCGAGCACAAUUGGGAAAAAAUGAGGACCAACCUGAGGAUGAAUUUGUGCACCAAAAGACUCAGUAUUCAGCUGAUACUGGGAGAAUCAUCCCUCUAUCCAGCAAGUCUUACCUGCACAGAUCUCAUUCCCAGCACCUAAAGUAUCCUCAACCCUUCCAGGAUCAAGAACUCACGGUUUUGGAGCUGCUCUGUCAGAUCCUGCAGACAGACUCGCUGUCCACAGUGCAGCAGUGGCUUCUGCUUGCAGGCCAAAGAGAGAAGGACCUUGUGAUGGGAGCUCAGACGAGCUCUGGGACGCGUCGACCUCUCAGGCCGUCGUAA